This is a messenger RNA of Pneumocystis carinii B80, 372 nucleotides long. RefSeq lists its product as hypothetical. The coding region runs from base 45 to 326 and encodes 93 amino acids. The transcript has 2 exons. NCBI's taxonomy places the organism in Eukaryota, Fungi, Ascomycota, Pneumocystomycetes, Pneumocystales, Pneumocystaceae. Gene Ontology annotation, biological process: protein insertion into mitochondrial outer membrane; mitochondrial outer membrane translocase complex assembly. Gene Ontology annotation, cellular component: mitochondrial outer membrane. The record is from RefSeq and is a predicted model, not a curated record.
AUAUAAUUUUAAGAGAGAUAUAUUAAUGCUAACAUUUAAAAAUUAUGGUUCAAAAUGCUGAAUUAUAUCCUUUAAAUAUACCAUCAGAUAUUUCUGAUUCUUUGAGUACAAUAUCAUCUGAUACAGAUAAAGAAUGGCAAGAAUCUUUAAGUCAACUAAAUAUCUUUUUAUUUUGGGUUAUUAUUCCAUUUAUUGGAAAAUGGGCAGGCCGUCAAUUUGCUUAUUUCUUAUGGGAACGAUGCAUAAAAACUAAAACACCAAUAGAGUUAUCUAUCAAAAACCAAAGUUUCCUUGGGUUAUGUAGAUUAAUAACUCCAUUUUAUUAAUGAAAUUCUGAUAUAUAAUAAAUGAUUUAACUUUAAAGAUGUUAUU